UGCCAAGAAGAUGUGCUGGGGGACUGCGCAGCUCGAGGCUCCAGAGGCACACUCCAGAGAGAGCCAAGGUUCUGACGCGAUGAGGAAGCACCUGAGCUGGUGGUGGCUGGCCACUGUCUGCAUGCUGCUCUUCAGCCACCUCUCUGCGGUCCAGGGGAGGGGCAUCAAGCACAGAAUCAAGUGGAACCGGAAGGCCUUGCCCAGCACUGCCCAGAUCACUGAGGCCCAGGUGGCUGAGAACCGCCCGGGAGGCUUCAUCAAGCAAGGCCGCAAGCUCGACAUCGACUUCGGAGCCGAGGGCAACAGGUACUACGAGGCCAACUACUGGCAGUUCCCCGAUGGUAUCCACUACGACGGCUGCUCUGAGGCUAAUGUGACCAAGGAAGUAUUUGUCACCGGCUGCAUCAACGCCACCCAGGCGGCGAACCAGGGGGAGUUCCAGAAGCCGGACAACAAGCUCCACCAGCGGGUGCUCUGGCGGCUGGUCCGGGAGCUCUGCUCCCUCAAACGCUGCGAGUUUUGGUUGGAAAGGGGCGCAGGACUUCGGGUCACCAUGCACCAGCCAGUGCUCCUCUGCCUGCUGGCUUUCAUCUGGCUCAUGGUGAAAUAAGCUUGCCAGGAGGCUGGCAGUACAGAGCGCAGCAGCGAGCAAAUCCUGGCAAGUGACCCAGCUCUUCUCCUCGAAACCCACGCGUGUUCUGAAGGUGCCCAGGAGCCGCGAUGCACUCGCAUUGCAAAUGCCGCUCCCACAUAUGCGCCCUGGUAUGCGCCUGUGUUCUGGUAGAUGGAGGACUGUGGCUUCUCCAUCACUCCAUUCUCAGCCCCUAGCAGAGCAUCUGGCACACUAGAUUAGUAUAAAUGCUUGAUGAGAAGAACACAUCAGGCACUGUGCCACCUGCUUCACAGUACUUCCCAAAAACCCUUAGAGGUAGGUGUAUUCCCUUUUACAGAUAAGGAAACUGAGGCUCAGAGAGCUGAAGUAGUGCACCCAGCAUCACCAGCUAGAAAGUGGCAGAGCCAGGAUUCAACCCUGGCUUGUCUAACCCCAGGUUUUCUGCUCUGUCCAAUUCCAGAGCUGUCGGUUGAUCACUUUACAGCUCACGGGGACCCACAUCCAAACAUGUAUCUCUAAUGAAAUUGUGGAAGCUCCAUGUUUAGAAAUAAAUGAAAACACCUGAGCUGGUGGCUGUGUACUUUGACUGGUCCAUGGAGGCUCUUUUAAUCCUUCUAACUAAACUAAAAUAGAAUAAAGGAAUUAAACUAAAAUAGAAGCAGAAAUCAUAUUGCAAGGAAAUAUUGGAAGCUGAUUCCCAGAGCAGACCACAUACACAGCAGGAUGUGCCUGUGGCAUGAAGAUUUUCUUUCUCUUUUUUCUUUUCUUUCUCUUUUUUCUUUUCUUUUUUUUUUUUUUUUAGGUGAAGUUUUACUCUUGUUGCCCAGGCUGGAGUGCAACGGCGUGAUUUUGGCUGCAACCUCUGCCUCCCAGGCUCAAGCACUUUUCCUGUCUCAGCCUCCCAAGUAGCUGGGAUUACAGGUGUGUGCCACCAUGCCCGGCUAAUUUUGUAUUUUUAGUAGAGACGGGGUUUCACCAUGUUGGCCAGGCUGGUCCCGAACUCCUGACCUCAGGUGAUCCACCCACCUGGGCCUCCCAUAGAGCUGGGAUUAGAUUUUUUUUUUUUUUUCAAAAGAAGGUUAAGUGCUUGCUGUUCCCAUCCCUGAAACAUUGCAUGUAUUUAAGAAAAAAAAAUGUUAAUGGCAUAUUUGCUUCUAAUGUUCCCCUAACCCUACAUGCAUGUUUUAUGUGCACCCAUAUGAGUAUCUUUAAAUAUAGUCCUUUUAUAUCUGUGUUCUAUGCAAAGUCUCUCAGUUCUUUCAAGACAGCCUAGUGAAGGCCAUCAUCUCUGUAAACCACUUAUCACUACAAAAAUACAAUUACUCACCAAAAAGCUUUAAAAAAUAAAACUGUGUCUUUAGGGAGACCCAAUAAAGAAUUCAAUCCAUGCCAUAAGCAGGAGUUGAUACACCACCUUAUUAGCUAAAACUGUAUAUAACACAAUGUGAAUAAUGUUUAAAAUCUGUUUUAAAUGUAAAACAAUGAAUUGAAUGCUCUAAGAGGCUCCUACAGGUGCUCCAGGCCACUCUCAGAGACUCCCAGGAGUUGUUGAACUAUAUUUGGAGAAAACAGCCGCUGAAUAUUAUCAUUUCGCCUUUAAAGAGAGUUUGUAAGGGGGGAACAUGCAUUUUAUCAGACAAUUUAUCCAAAGCAUUUCAGAACAUGAGUGCUGAUGAGGGCACCUCUUGUGCUGAGUCCCCUCAGCUAUCAGUGUUCUUCUCAAGGACACAUUUGGAAGAUUUUAACACUGAAAGUGAGUGGAGGACUUGGGGGCAGAGCAGCACUAAGAAACAGCCUUACACUGGGCACAUGGAGGAGACGUCCACCCUGCAGCCAGGACUGGGGUUCACGUUGCUGCCAGCGCUACACUCGCCUUCUGCUUCCACAGUCCUGUUAAUUCUAGAUCAGAGAGCAAGAAAAAAGUACAGAACAUAUCCUCUAUUGUUAUUUCCUGCUUUCUAAUUAAAAAAAUAAUAACCAUGGCAAGAGAGAAAGAAAGAGAAAGUACUCAGAGGCUGACACUGACAUUUCACUUCCUCGCUCUCCUAAGUUUAAUUACAGCAGCACGUGCAGCCACGUCAGCCAAAUGACUUCAUUUCUGAUGUGAAAACGCUUAGGCCAUGAUGUCGUUCAUUUUCUGUAAUUGCUGCCUUUUCUCAUUCUGUUAAUAGUGCUGGCAACCAGAUUUCAGUGGGGCAUGACGUGAAUGUGUACAUGGUGAUUCAAAUGCAAAAUUUGUUUAUGGGGCUUUUAAUCGAAAGCGUGUGUGCCUGAACAUUCUUGCUCAAGUUGAUGAAUCAUGGGGUGGAAUAAAGGCUUUGUGAGUCUGGUUUUUCACUUUAGCAAAGGGGCAUGGAGUGCCUACUAUGUGCGAGACAUUGGGAGGGGCUUCUGAAUUAUUCUGGAUAUCAUCAUUUUGCAGUGUGCAUAAUUUUACCAACCAUUGCUUUCGUAGCCCCUGCUCAGUGUUGACUUUUUAAAAUAUAAGUUUAUUGUAAAAGUGACAUGAAAAUUACAACAGAUAUUCCAGACCAAAAUAAUACAAUUCCAGCAUCUGAUUGAGUCAGUGUUUGUUGUUUCCCCUGUACUUUCCUAGUUCUUAAGCAUUUGCAUAUAUAAAUGUUCAUAUUUGCAAUAAAAAACUGAGCUUUUAUAUUCUAAAUUUUUACUUAAUUCAAUGCUUUUUACUCAUUUUUCUAUACUUUUUUUUUUUUUUUUUGAGGCAGAGUCUCAUUCUGUUACCCAGGCUGGAGUGCAGUGGCAUGAUCUUGGCUCACUGCAACCUCCGCCUCCCAGGCUUAAGCGAUUCUCAUGCCUCAUCCUCCAAAGUAGCUGGGAUUACAGGUGCCCACCACCAAGCCCUGCAAAUUUUUUUGUAUUUUUAGUAGAGACAGUGUUUUGCCAUGUUGGCCAGGCUGGUCUCGAACUCCUGACAUCAGGUGAUCCACCUGCCUCGGCCUCCCAAAGUGCUGGGAUUACAGGCAUGAGCCACCACGCCCUGCCUACUCUUUGUUUUCUUUCCUCCCCACCCAUUUUCCCCAGUCCUGCCCCCUCCUUCUAGCCUGAGAUGUAGGCUCCAUCUUAACUGUGCUCAGAUACAUAAGUGAGGGCUUUUUAACUUGAUUAUGCCUUUUAAAAAUACUAUGUAUGUAAAAUAUUUAUUCAUCUGCAAUUUGGCUUCCCUGACUUAACAUUGCAUCAUGAAACUCUUUGGAACAACAGCUAUCUAGAUAGCUGACUCAUUCUUUUGGAUUGCUACAUAAUCUCACUUAAUACAGAUGUAUCAUGAUUGAUUGAAUCAUUGCCUUGUUGAUGGGCCUUCAGAUUAUUUCCAGUUUUUUGCCACUGCAAACAAUAAACAUCCUUGUACAUACUA
Symphalangus syndactylus (siamang) is the source of this 3989-nucleotide messenger RNA. It is a transcript of the gene PRND, whose product is annotated as prion like protein doppel. Gene Ontology annotation, molecular function: copper ion binding. Gene Ontology annotation, cellular component: membrane. NCBI's taxonomy places the organism in Eukaryota, Metazoa, Chordata, Mammalia, Primates, Hylobatidae. Gene Ontology annotation, biological process: intracellular copper ion homeostasis; protein homooligomerization. The record is from RefSeq and is a predicted model, not a curated record.